This is a messenger RNA of Xiphophorus couchianus (Monterrey platyfish), 2641 nucleotides long. RefSeq names its product solute carrier family 39 member 9 (gene slc39a9). Gene Ontology annotation, molecular function: metal ion transmembrane transporter activity. The transcript has 7 exons. Gene Ontology annotation, biological process: zinc ion transport; transmembrane transport. Lineage: Eukaryota; Metazoa; Chordata; Actinopteri; Cyprinodontiformes; Poeciliidae. The record is from RefSeq and is a predicted model, not a curated record. The coding region runs from base 473 to 1408 and encodes 311 amino acids. Gene Ontology annotation, cellular component: membrane.
GCGGUAGAGUUGUGACCCGGAAGUACUUGACGGGCACUAAAACAAGAGGAUGUUCUGUUAGCAUUUCUUUUUUUGUUGUCGAUUCGUGCUAAACACCUCGAGAAGUUGCAGUAUAAUGUUUGACCAGACAGCCAAACUGGAAAAGAUACAUCUCGUAGCAGCACGAUGGAGGACUGACGUGGUAGCAUUCAAGUUUUUUUUUUGUUUCCAAACCCGUCAGUCGGAUAUUAACUGAAGCUAGUUAGCAUUAGCGUCGCUAUUGAGGCCAAAGAGGCUGCAGUGUUCCUGGUACUUGUGUUUGUUUUGGAGUCUGACAGACCAUUAUUCGCAGACUGUUGUUAAAUUAUCAACCCUUCUUGAGGAGUGGCUACAUCCAGGGCAUGGUGGUGAACCGUGAAAGCUUCCGGUUCUGUGCUGAAAGUUUAACUUUGAUGGUUUAGCAGUAGGCUAGCUGAAAAAGGAAAGUGCAGCCAUGGACGAUUUUAGCUCGAUCAGCCUGCUGUCUCUUGCGAUGUUGGUGGGAUGUUACGUGGCCGGAACGAUACCUCUUGCCGUCAACUUCUCGGAGGAGAAACUGAAGCUGAUCACCGUGCUGGGAGCAGGGCUGCUUUGUGGAACAGCGCUAGCUGUUAUCAUUCCCGAGGGAGUCCACGCACUUUAUGAAGAGAUCCUUGAAGGCGCUCACCACAGCCACAGUCAGGCCGGGGCGGCCGAAGUGUCUGAGGCCAAAGCGGAAGCGGUGGCGGCUCUGGACGCCACGGGGAAACACGAGCACGGCCACGAGCAGCUGCACGCCUGCAUCGGCGUCUCCCUGGUGCUGGGCUUCGUCUUCAUGCUGCUGGUGGACCAGAUAGGCAGCGCUCAUGUUCACAACGCUGAAGAUCCAGAGUCGGCAAGAGUCAACAGCUCGAAAAUCACCACUACCCUGGGACUUGUAGUCCAUGCUGCAGCUGACGGAGUGGCGUUAGGAGCUGCUGCCUCGACGUCUCAGACCAGCGUUCAGCUCAUUGUUUUUGUAGCCAUUAUGCUACAUAAGGCUCCAGCGGCUUUCGGCUUGGUCUCGUUCCUGAUGCACGGCGGCCUCGAGAGGAACCGCAUCCGCAAACACCUCCUGGUGUUUGCCUUGGCAGCCCCCGUUCUUGCCAUGCUCACGUUUUUAGGCCUCAGUCAGAGCAGCAAAGAAGCCUUGUCGGACAUCAACGCCACCGGGGUGGCCAUGCUCUUCUCCGCUGGCACCUUCCUCUAUGUGGCCACCGUUCACGUUCUCCCCGAGGUCGGCGGUGGCGGCCACAGCCACGCCCCCGCCGCCGGGGGCAACGGCGGGAAGGGACUGAGCAAAGUGGAGGUGGGCGCUCUGGUCUUAGGCUGCCUCAUCCCUCUGGUGCUGUCGGUCGGCCACCACCAUUAGACCCGCGGAGUUGGGCCCCCGAGGGCCGGACUCUGGACACGUGUACAGAGGGAAAGGCGCUGGAAUCGAGACUUCAGACUUUGCGCGUUUAAAUUGUCUCGCUGCUGGACCAGACGGAUGUCGCUGCAGGGACGCCACGACUCGAUCGACAGCCAGAACGAGGGGAAUCAGAGCCGAGACAACCAAGGGACACAGCGAUGUUUUAUCUGUCGACACAAUACGUAUACUUUAACUCUACCUGAAAUCUGAAGUUGAGACGUCAAAAUUUUUUUUUUUUUCUCCCCCGUUUAGCUCAAUGUGUUUGGAUCCAAGCAGGUUAGCGUUAUCAUGCUCGUUUAACUUUCCAGCGUCGGUUUUAUUGUCUUUUUUUUUUUUUAAACCGGGUGACUGUCGUACAGUGAGAUUUGGUGAUGGUUGAGCUUGUGAUUUAUUUUUAUUUUAUUUUUUUGCUUGUGAAAAUCAUUUUUUAAAAAUAUAUAUAUAUACAUAUACCUGUACAGAGUGUAAAUUUCUCUGAUUUCCUUUUUCCAAGUGCCAUAAUAAAGAAACCAGUAGCAGAAGGCGGCGAUGGCGCCGGCGCCGUGACAACCAUGCGAUUGGGGAAAACCCCAGAUGGACCAGCUUGCAAACCUCUGGGUUUCAGGUGUCACUUUAUCAAUCAAGCUCUCAAACCUUUCAGGAAGCUGAAUUGCUUCUCGGCGCCUGCGUCCGCUUCCUGUUCGGCACGGACUGCCGUGAACAUCACACGCAAAGGCCGAUCUUUAAAGACGCCCGCCAUUUUUGUUACGUCGCUUUUUCUUUGUUUAUGGUUUCUCUUUCUAUCUCUAAUGGUUUCUUCUCCCUGUAAAGCUUACUGUAAAUGACAGCAUUCUGUACAUAUUUGUCUUAAGUGAUUGUAGAGUUCAGGUGGAGGGCAUCUCGAAUGGCAAACGUGUCUUACGUGAAGGAGAAAUACAAAAAAAGCAUCUUUAGGGACCAUAAGCUCAGGAGAAUAAGAGUAUAAUGUCUGUGAAGAACUUUUAACGUGUUGGACGCUUCUCUCACUAACAAGACAGAGCAAUAAACCAGAAACGGGCGGUAAGGAUCUGGAGUUAAAUUGCUUCGUUUUGCUGCGGUGAAGCCCGUAGACGGUGUGUACGGUGUAACACUUGUAAUGUGAUUCCUAAAUGCGGAUCCAUGAGCCCCCUGCUUCUACUCCAGUCCCAAUAAAACUGAAAGUCUGUUAAAAUCUGA